AGGUGGAGGAAAUUAUGAACAGUUUACAAUGAAUGGCAGUACUAGCACAUAAUAUUCAAGCUUCCACAGAGGUAAAAAAGAAAUUCCAGUAAAAAUUCUCUUAAAAUACAGUGCAUGUGACACGAAAAAAUAUGUUUAUUUCAUGAUGUAACUGAUGUGUAAAAUGGUUAAAAGUAAUUUUCACCAAAGUUCGUUUUUUUCUAAAUUGCAUUUUUCAAAAAAUAGUCAUUAGCGUCUUCAUAUUUGUGAGUGUUGUUAUAGGGAGUACUAUUAUUUAUUUUCAUUGAAUUCAUCUACAUCACCUUUGACUUCGUCGUGAUGUCACUUCCUCCUGUGUUCGCGCUCUCUGUCUUCGGUUGUUACCGAGACUGCAGAGAGGCAAGUACGAUGUGAAGUUGCUCUUUUGUUGGUGUGUUCUGCUAUGUACAAAAAACGCUAAAUAAGAAAGUUAAGUUGCUUUUCAAUGUAGCAUAGCUUGUUCAGAGAGUAUUUGAGUUUCAUAGAACUUGGGUACAGCGAGUGUAAUGCUCUUUUUAAGACAUUUAAGCCGACGAAGCUGGAGUUAAUUCUCACGGUCCCGCCACAUUGUUUUUCCUUUGAAGGUGCGCAUGAGGGCUUCAGCCAGAGAGGUCGCUGUAUUCAUUUUUAUUUUUUCUAUCAAAUGGCUGUGUGAGUCAAUAAACUCCUUCUGGCUGGCAACAAAGCGACCUCCUCCUCGUCAUCAUUUGUCAACACAACACAACGCAGAAGUUUUAUCUAGCCAGGGGUCAGAAAGACACCGGCUACAAUGGUGCCGUGACCCGGAUGCACACCGCUUCAGCGUAAUUCAUCUUCUGGAGCUGUGGAUCAAUGCCAAUUUGCCAAGUGGUAGUCUUCUCCCAGAGUGCGAGCAGUUCCUCGAUCUUAUGGCAAAUUCAUCCCGGUGGAGAGGUGAUGAACUUCCAGGCAGUACAGUAAUAGUUGAGGCCACUUCAUCCAAGUCCAUGCCUCGCAACAUCAUGGUUGGCAGAAUUAUAACACCAUUAUGGGGUGAUGGAUGGAUCCCAAUGAGAAUUUCAAACAUGUCAGAUCGCCGCGGUUCAUUGAGGAACUGUAAGCUGGCUGAUGUGUCUCCUUGUUUGGCAGUGGAAGAUUUUGAGGUCUCUCAGAAUACCAGUCAACCAGAGAUGGUCAAGCAAGAACUUCCCACUUGUGUCAAAACUGACGAUUUACAGCAGCGACUUCAGCAGCUUGGGCUUGCAGACAUUUACGUUGACAACGGUCAUGUUGGACUCUCAGGGAAGAAGAAAUUAGUCAAUUUGCUCGAUAAGUACAAUGACAUUUUUUCCAAACAUGCACUGGAUUGUGCAGAGGCACUUGGAUUUGUCCACCGCAUCAGACUCACCGACGAAAGACCAUUUCGACAUCCUUACCGGCUAGUUCCACCUGCUCAUUACCAAAAGUUAAGGCAGGUUCUCUCCGAGUUGGAAGAGCAGGAAUUAAUCAAGAAAUCAGUGAGUAUCCCUCACCUCUGGUAUUGGUGUGGAAAAAAGAUGGGAGUUUGAGACUUUGCACAGAUUUCAGAUUGCUAAAUGCACGAACUGUGAAAGACGCCCACCCGUUGCCUCAUCUAUCAGACUGUCUAGCUGCACUUGGAGGAAAUAUGUAUUUCAGCACAAUGGAUUUGACCUCAGGUUUUUACAACAUGCCGAUGGCAGAAGAGGAUAAGAAGUACACUGCAUUCACAAUGCCAAUGGGGCUUUAUGAAUACAACCGAAUGCCGCAGGGGUUGUGCAAUAGUCCCGCCUCAUUCAUCCGAAUGAUGAUGAGUAUUUUUGGUGACCUGAACUUCAGUAGCCUCUUAUGCUAUCUCAAUGACUUGCUUGUGUUUGCUGCGACAGAGGAAGAAGCAUUGGCAAGGUUGGAAACAGUGUUCCAUCGACUCAGACUCAAUAACCUCAAGUCCAAAGAAAUGCCACUUAAUGAGGUCUUCUGUAAAGUUUUUGGGUCACAUAAUUGAUGGCAAUGGAGUUGCAGUGGACCUAGCUAAAGUCGAGGUGAUUUCCAAAAUGUCCAAAGAUCAUCUAAUGGAGGAUGAUGGUUGCACACCCUCAGUGAAAAGAAUAAAGUCAUUCUUGGGGAUGGUAUUUUAGUACCAACCAGAGGUUGCGCUAGACUUUUUCGUUGUCUGUCAUUUUGACUGACAGGGUCAUAAAAAUCUGGUCAUAAUCUAUUUUUACCCGUCACUUAAAAUUUUAAAAUGAUGAUAAUGACAUUGUGGCGACCCUUUGUUUGGCAUAAUUCACCUUCCGUACUUGUGUGUCCAUUUGGCCGAGCGGGUUAGCGGCUACGACACAGUCACGUGACAGAGACACUUAAGAGCCGCGCGCGUCCCGGCUUGAAUAGAGAGUUCACAGAGAGCAGCAGAGCUACAGCAGCUGGACACAGCAAUUCGAGCUAACAAGACUCUUAACAUUGCAUACCGCUUCAACAUAUUCAAUAGUAUUUAGUUUUCAUUCAUUUUAAAUUAAUAUUCUGUCCGAACAAGCUUAACAGAGAAUCCACACCGUGCCAUCACACAUCAAGCAGAUGAAUAUGUAACUUUUUCUCCGCAGUGACAAAAACAGCUGACUGUGGCCCCAGUAGGUAGGCUACAUUAUGGAACAAUUAAAUUAACAGUUCACCUGCUGUGGCCUGAACGGAGUCUUACACCUUCCUCCUGGUGCGCAUGGACUUAAAUUGCGUGCCCGCUUGUGCAGUCCCUGUUUUUUCACCUCUUUUAUCAACACCAUUGUCGUUUUGGGGCUUUUUGAAGAAACUUCGGACACUCAGUUGCCUUGACAUUUUUCAGAGUAAGGCCAACGACUUCAUGCAUCAAGAGAGACAAUAGCUAAUUAAUAUGCUCACUCGCCACCCUGUGGUCUGGGGUGUGAAUUGCAACCUGUCAAAAUGACAGGUGGACUUCAGUUUUUUCCGUCACCGUUUUAAAAAAUCGGUCAACGACGGAAAAUAUUCGGUUAACGUGACCCCUGGUACCAACAUUUCAUCCCAGAUUGCUCCUCUUUGGGCAAGCCCUUAUUUGCCCUCACAGCUGUUCAGAAGAGGCGCGGCAAAGUCAAAAUCAGUUCCAACACUGGCUCGUACAGGAAGCUUAAGCCCUCUGA
Molecule: messenger RNA, 3143 nt
Organism: Corythoichthys intestinalis (scribbled pipefish)
Lineage: Eukaryota; Metazoa; Chordata; Actinopteri; Syngnathiformes; Syngnathidae
Exons: 4
Coding region: 609-1544 (311 amino acids)
Source: RefSeq, a predicted model, not a curated record